AUGGCAGACCAAAAGUACACCGCCGAGCAGCGCGACUAUGUGCCAGCAUCGCCCAGCAUGACCGUGGGCCGCUACAUGGCAACCCGCAUCCCCACGCUCAAGCCUGCCCGUGACAAGGUCGCCAACCCCAUUACCCUCCUCCGCAUGCUCAAUCUGCAGCAGUGGCUCUUCUUCCUCGUCGCCUUCUUCGCCUGGACCUGGGAUGCCUUUGACUUCUUCACCGUCUCCCUCACCAUUGACAACCUUGCCAAGACGUUUGGCAAGACCAAAGCAGACAUCACGUGGGGCAUCACGCUAGUCCUGAUGCUGAGAAGCGUGGGCAGUAUCAUCUUUGGCCUGGCUGCCGACCGCUACGGGAGGAAGUGGCCCUUUAUCAUCAACAAUCUCCUCUUCAUCGUCCUCGAGCUCGGCACUGGCUUCUGCUCCACCUACAAUGAGUUUCUGGGCGUGAGGGCCUUGUUCGGCAUUGCCAUGGGUGGCUUGUAUGGCAACGCUGCUGCAACAGCCCUGGAAGACUGUCCCGAAGAGGCCCGCGGAAUCAUGUCGGGCAUUCUGCAGCAAGGCUAUGCGUUCGGCUAUCUCCUUGCCACCGUCUUUGCACGUGCCUUUGUGGAUACGGUUGGCCACGGAUGGCGUCCUCUCUUCUGGUUCGGAGCAGGGCCUCCGCUCCUUAUCAUCCUGUUCCGCCUCUGCCUGCCCGAGACCAACACAUAUCUCGAACGCCAGCGCAUCCGCGAAGAACAGCCCAACGCAGCCAAGGCAUUUGUCCAAGAGGGCAAGGUCGCCUUGAAGCGCCACUGGCUGCUGCUCGUGUACCUCGUCCUGCUCAUGGCCGGCUUCAACUUCAUGUCACACGGCAGCCAGGAUCUGUACCCGACCAUGCUAAAGAGCCAAUACAACUUCUCGGCCAACCAGGUUACCGUCACCCAGGUCGUGGCAAACCUGGGCGCCAUGGCUGGCGGCACAAUCGUCGGAUACUCUUCUUCCAUUUUUGGGCGUCGCAUCAGCAUCAUCGUCAUGUGUGUCGUUGGCGGUGCAUUGCUCUACCCAUAUACCUUUACCUCCAGCGAGGCUGUCAUAGCAGCUGCCUUUUUCGAGCAGUUUUGCGUCCAGGGCGCUUGGGGCGUUAUUCCCAUUCACCUCAUGGAACUCUCGCCCGGAUCGUUUCGGACCUUUGUCGUCGGAACUAGUUACCAGCUCGGCAACCUCGCUUCCUCGGCUUCAUCUACCAUUGAGGCGACCAUUGGCGAGAGGUUCCCCCUGCCACCAAAGGGCGGCUCCUCACGGUACAAGUAUGGCUUGGUCAUUUGUAUCUUUAUGGGCUGUGUGUAUGCCUAUGUCAUCUUGCUUACCGCACUGGGACCCGAGUAUAGGGGCAGGAAUUUUGAUGUUGCUGUUGACGAGGACAUGGCGGUCGCCACUGGCACAGAAGGCAAAUAUGAAACGCAAAAGCAAUUCGAGGAUAUCGAGGCGCGGCAGCGCUAGUGAAAUGGUGCUUCGGCUGUCCUGCGGCUUCAGGUCGCUUCACAGGAAUGCAUCGUUGUCCAGCCUCAAGACCGUUGCAGGUAUCCCUCCACUUGAACGACAAUGUAGAAUUGG
Exserohilum turcica Et28A is the source of this 1599-nucleotide messenger RNA. RefSeq lists its product as uncharacterized. The record is from RefSeq and is a predicted model, not a curated record. Gene Ontology annotation, cellular component: plasma membrane. The coding region runs from base 1 to 1485 and encodes 494 amino acids. Gene Ontology annotation, biological process: plasma membrane lactate transport. The transcript has 2 exons. NCBI's taxonomy places the organism in Eukaryota, Fungi, Ascomycota, Dothideomycetes, Pleosporales, Pleosporaceae. Gene Ontology annotation, molecular function: secondary active monocarboxylate transmembrane transporter activity.